CCAGUGCUUGAACGACCGAUACCCAGCAGAAGUGCCUCAAAAGUGCCGCCCGUCAGCCACGGCACGCCGCCCCCAGCCAUGAACUGCAUGGUGCUCCUCCUGGUGGCCGCCGUCGUGCUCGCGAGGUGCGACGCGGACGCCUCUGCCGCGGCGGCCCCGGACCCCGCGCCAGCCCCGGCCGAGACCCCGGCCGCGGCGCCCGCGCCGGACGCGCCCAAGAAGGACAAGAAGACCGAGAAGAGGGGGCUGUACGGGCUCGGGUACGGCCUGCCUCUCGGGCCCUACCCCUACGGGCUGCUCGCGCCGGCCGGGCCGCCGCACGGGCCGCCCGGGCCGGGCCCGCUGCCAGGGCCACUGCCGGGCCCGGGGCUGUACCCGGGCCCAUACCCCGGGCCGUACCCUGGCGCCUACCCCUACCUGGACCACGGCCACGUCAAGACCGUCACCAUCACCAAAGCCGUGCCGUACCCGGUGCCCCAGCCGUACCCGGUCACGGUGGAGAAGCACGUUCCCUACGCUGUGAAGGGUUAG
This is a messenger RNA of Frankliniella occidentalis (western flower thrips), 531 nucleotides long. RefSeq names its product basic proline-rich protein-like. The record is from RefSeq and is a predicted model, not a curated record. Bases 79 to 531 code for a protein of 150 amino acids. The transcript has 3 exons. NCBI's taxonomy places the organism in Eukaryota, Metazoa, Arthropoda, Insecta, Thysanoptera, Thripidae.